Messenger RNA from Henningerozyma blattae CBS 6284, 2844 nucleotides. Its product is annotated as phosphatase 2A regulatory subunit B56 family protein. Gene Ontology annotation, cellular component: protein phosphatase type 2A complex. Bases 1 to 2844 code for a protein of 947 amino acids. NCBI's taxonomy places the organism in Eukaryota, Fungi, Ascomycota, Saccharomycetes, Saccharomycetales, Saccharomycetaceae. The transcript has a single exon. Gene Ontology annotation, molecular function: protein phosphatase regulator activity. The record is from RefSeq and is a predicted model, not a curated record. Gene Ontology annotation, biological process: signal transduction.
AUGAUGCGUGGAUUUAGACAAAGACUUAUGAAAAAGUCGUCUUCAAAUUCAAAUAACGCAACCACACCUGCUUCUUCAUCCUCCUCCUCCUCCUCAUCUUCUUCUACGACUUCUAGCAAGAAAAAUUCAACAACUUCAAACACUUCAGCCACUUCUUCCAGAAAAUCGGUUGAAAUACAAAGAUCCAACAAUAGUACCAUGUCCACAGCCUGUAAUACAUCAUCACCAGCUUCUUCUACUUCCUCUAAUAACAGCACUUCAUGCAAUACUUCUACUAGCAAUACCAAGAUUAAAAGAAGUUCUUCUAAUAAAAACAUGAAAAGUUCAUCAUCAUCAUCAUCUUCUUCUUCUACAUCUUCAAAAAAAUCUAGAAAUAAAAGUUCUCAUAAUAGGACUGCAACUCCUAUUAUUAUUAAGCCUCCUGUAGUUGACAUUUCUGUACCUAUUGAGCCACUUUCAGUAGAAACUGUUACUCCGCCAUCAAACCGUACUUUGCAAGUAGCUACAGAUAUCACUAAUUUCAACACUACAUCGGUCACCACUACUACGACUAAUACCACAAAUAAUAACAAUAACAAUAGUAAUAGUAAUAAUAGUAAUAAUAAUAGUAAUAAUAAUAGUAAUAAUAACCAGCCUUUGGUUUCUUCCCCAUUGGCAAAUAAUAUAGAAUCGGAUAGAACUCCAAAUAACAUUAACAAUAGUAUGUCACUUCCAGCAGGAAAUUUAAAUUUAACUCCAAAUUCAAAUCAAACCUUAAAUCCAAAUCCAAAUAAUAUUCCUGUCUCAUGCCCAAGCCCCUUAAUGGAUAGACCAAAUAAUUUUGCAGACUUAGGUGUAGAAAAUAUUAUGAAGACUCCACAGAGACAUGCUUCUUCUAGAUUUGAAAAUUCAAAACAUACUCAAAUAAGACAAUUACAAAGAUUCGAUCAAUUAACCAGUCAAGAUCAGGUAAUUCCCUUGUUUAUUGAAAAAGUUAAUCAAUGUAAUAUUCUUUUCAACUUUAAUGAUCCUAGUUUCGAUAUUCAGGGGAAAGAGAUUAAAAGAUUAACAUUACAGGAAUUAAUAGAGUUUAUCAUCUCCAAUAGAUUCAAUUAUACUUUGGAAUUGUAUAAUGCAAUCAUAACAAUGUUUAAAAUUAAUAUUUUCCGUUAUAUAUCCCAUUCAAAUACAAGCAUUGAUUCCAUUGAUCCACCAAUCUUUGAUCCAGAUGAUGAUGAUCAAUUAAAUGAAUUAGCUUGGCCUCAUAUGCAAAUGGUUUAUGAAUUAUUUUUAAGAUUUAUUGAAUCGCCAGAUUUCAAUCAUCAAUUGGCCAAGAAUUUUAUCGAUCAUAAUUUCUUAUUACGUUUAUUAAAUUUAUUUGAUUCUGAAGAUUUUAGAGAGAGAGAUUGCUUAAAAACAACUUUACACAGAAUUUAUGGGAAAUUCUUAAGUUUAAGAUCAUUUAUUAGACGCUCUAUAAAUAAUAUUCUAUUGCAGGUCAUUUAUGAAGAUGAAAAAUUUAAUGGGAUUGCUGAAUUAUUAGAAAUCUUAGGUUCUAUUAUUAAUGGGUUUGCCUUACCAUUAAAGGAAGAACAUAAAAUUUUCUUAAUUAGAAUUUUAAUUCCAUUACAUGAAGUUCGUUCUUUAGCUUUAUUCCAUCCACAACUAGCUUAUUGUAUUAUUCAGUUCCUAGAAAAAGAUCCUACAUUAACUGAAGAAACUGUAAUGGGUCUUUUACGCUAUUGGCCCAAGAUUAAUUCAACAAAGGAAAUUAUGUUUUUAAAUGAAAUUGAAGAUAUUUUUGAAGUUAUUGAACCAAUGGAAUUCAUUAAAAUCCAAAUACCUCUUUUUGUUCAACUAUCAAAAUGUAUCCAAUCUUCCCAUUUCCAAGUAGCUGAAAAAGUUUUAAGUUAUUGGAAUAAUGAAUAUUUCUUAAAUUUAAUCAUUGAAAAUGCUGAUACUAUUUUACCCAUCAUUUUCCCAGCAUUGUUUGAUUUAACUGCAAAUUUGAAAUUAGAUUCGUCAAAUUUAAAUGGUAAUAAUUAUAAUAAUUCUGAAGAAAUGUUAGACCCUUACAUAUUGGUAGAACAGGCUAUAAAUUCCGGUUCUUGGAAUAAAGCAAUUUAUGCAAUGGCGUUUAAAGCUUUAAAAAUUUUCUCAGAAACAAAUUCUCAAUUAUAUGAAAAUUGUAAUUCUUAUUAUUUACAACAUAAGGACGAAAAAUUAAGAAGGGAACUUUAUUAUAAAAAUUCUUGGAAAAAAUUGGAAUCAUUUGUGGCUGAUUUACAAAGGGAUACUCCUUCAUCCUCUGAGACAAUGACAGGCUCUCAAUCCCCAACUGACAUCAAUAUGAUCAAUGCGAAUCACAUUGACCAAAAUAAUACUUUUCUAAUGAUUGAUGACAAGGAAAUCAAAACAGAUGAAUUACAAAUAUCUCCUGUACUUUCAAAAUCUCCAUCUCCUGCUUCGCUUUUAGAUUCCCCAACUGAUGACCUAAAAGAAAAAAAAUCGUUAUUAGAAGUAGCCUCUGCCGCUACAGCUACAGAUACUACAUUAGCUACAAAUGAUCAAUUAUCUAAAAAGGAAGAUUCUUCAGUUACUUCAACAGUUAUAAACGAUGACGAAUUAACUUCAAAGAAUUCAUUGUCAAAAGAUAUAGAAAUAUCUUUUUCAAGGGAAACUCGAGAUGAUGAAGAUGAAGAUGAUUAUGAAACUUUCCAUGAUGUUAAGGACCAUAAUGAUCAAAAGAAUAUUUCAUUAGAAAAGACUAUAGAACAAGAUAUGCCAAUAUCUCCAACAACAAAUAAAAAUACGCCAGACGAAAUUACAACAACCACUGAAUUGCAUACAGCUAGAGUACUAUGA